Messenger RNA from Poecilia reticulata (guppy), 3824 nucleotides. RefSeq names its product STRA6-like (gene stra6l). Gene Ontology annotation, cellular component: plasma membrane. The record is from RefSeq and is a predicted model, not a curated record. Gene Ontology annotation, molecular function: signaling receptor activity; retinol transmembrane transporter activity. Lineage: Eukaryota; Metazoa; Chordata; Actinopteri; Cyprinodontiformes; Poeciliidae. Gene Ontology annotation, biological process: vitamin A import into cell.
AACCGGAUGGAAAAAUACAUCUUCAUUACAAAAGUAUUUAUAGUUGUUUAAACAUUUCGUCAUCGUUUGUUGGAUUUUAUGAAAUACCAACACAGAGCAGCACAUUACUGUGAAGCAGAUGGAAAAUGAUAUAACGCUUUCAAAAUGUUAUUACAAUUAAAAAUCUAAGGUACGUGUCGUGUAUUUUUGCGUUCACUCCUGAUUUAUUGAUUGAUUAUUUGAUUGGCUCAACCAGCCUCUGACCGGUUUUACUCCAGGUCUGACCUGUAUUUAACUCCGUCUUCCCAUCAGCUCUGACUUGCUCUUCUUUUGCUCCUGAAGAAAAGCAUCCCAAGCAUGAUGCUUCCGCCACCAUGUGUUAAGAUGAGUUGCUGUUUUCCAGUUAUCAUGAAGUGACAAAUUAUUUUUUUCACACAGCCCUUAUGUUACAUUUUGGUUCCAUUUGUUCAGCCGAUGUUUUUCCUCCUGUUUGUUGUUAAAAACUGGAAACAGGAAUUAUUAUGAGAUGCGACUUGAACAGGAACUGCUCUUUUUUGAGGACGCUAUCAUGUCUGUCAGUUUAGAUGGAUGUCUUGCCACUUGUAGUAGUGCUGUGCUCUUUCAGUUUUCAGAAGACGCACUGAACAGAUCACACACAGGUGUUCAAAGCUUUGGUUAUUGUAUGAUUUAACUCUUACUUCUUCACAACUUUAAUCCAGUUUGUGCCUCUUAAUCUCUGUCUUGUGUGCUCACUCACAUGUUCAGACAAACCUCCAUGAUUUUCUAACCUUUUAAGUUAGCAGACUUUGAAGGGAGUUGGUUGCACUUAAUUUCUUUUGGAGGCGUUUAAAUAAAGAAAUAGAUUUUUACUUGUAAGAAACAUUUUGAAAUUAUUCGUUCUUGUCAUUUCACCUCGUAACUGCGCACUGCUUUGCAUUAGUCGGUCACCUAAAAUACUAAUGACACACUGCAGAAUUUGUAAUGGUAAUGGGAUGUGAAAGUAGGAUAUGGCUGCAUGAGACCCGGUUCUAUAAAUUAGCCUACGUCAUGAAACCAGCUUCCUCUUCAGAACUUCAUUACAGAAAUCUUUUGUGUAAUAAAGUCUGGCGUAUUGAUCUGUUAAGGCAAAGCAGCUGGUGAAUGAUUUGCUGGUUAUCUCGGUGGCUUAGCUCACUGUUUACAUUCCUCAUACUGAGUAACACCGCGGUCAAUAUCUGCUCCGUGUGUCAGAGAAGACACAUCUCUGGACAGAAUGGGAAAUUGUCACCAAAUACUUUGGCAUGUGAAAACGAAAACGGGACAUCAAAAGAAAAAUGGGGCGGGAAUCUAUCUGUUGAAUCCUAAGGUCAAAGGUCAGAUCUGUCACGUGGUUGACACCAGGAAGCUGAGAUGCGGUUUCUAUCCCCGGCCACUUCCCUUCUCUGUACAGUCGAGCAGAAACAAGGAUCUCUCGACUUCAAUGAGCUGCGAUAUCAAGGAUGAUAAGAAUCACAGAGGAGCAAGAAUUUCCCAAUGUCACUGCAGUUGUGGUGGACUGUCAAAAUAAAAUCUCACUGGACCUCUUCCUGCAUCUUUCUCUCAUUCCAGCAGUCCUGAUUACAGGAGCGUUGUCAUUUCUUCAGAGACGAGCACAGAGACUGGCCAUUGACCACAGACUGCCAUUUCUAAAGGGCCGUUUUGGUAUUGUGGUACCUUUGGAUACAAUAGGCAGCAUCAGUAACCGCUGGUCCUAUGGCUUUGCGUUUGGCGCAGUGUCCAGCAGCGUUCUGUUGCUUUUUUCUGAGCGUUACAUCCCUUUUACAGUCCCACCGUGGGCCAGAGCGAUAGUGUACCUUGUCGGAGCUUUGGAAGUGGGUCUGGUGUAUUUCCCAUUUUUCGCCUGCCUAUCCACGCCAUUCAGAACGGUCGGCGCAGUGCUGGGGAUACUCUACUCUAUAACCUGGAUUGUGAUCACCGUCUGGGAUACAGCCACCUGUCCUCAUGGAAAGGUUUUGGGUAAAUACCAGAAGAUAAUUUUCCAGUGGCCCUGCAUCCUCUCGCUUGUCUUCCUCUUGGGACGAUUUAUUUACAUGCUGGUUAAAGAUGUGCGCAUACGUCUGCAACUGGAAACAGCGGAUUCUGAAGAGCUGAUUGGUCAACACCAGGUAGACCACAUUAAGAGGCUACUGAGAACGCCACAACAAAGUAAACCCCUCAGCUGGUUCCAAAAACGAGUGUAUGACUGGGACCCGUACUUCAAGUUUCCAAACAGGAUCAUUGGCACGUCCAUUGUAUCCCUCAUAGGCCUAUAUAUGAUGACACUAGCAGACUACAGCCUCAGUGAUGUUGUCUUUGACCAAGUAGAGCACUGGAAGGAUACACUAAAAAACAUUACUGACUCUUGCAGCCAGACACAAGAGUUGAGAUACAUGAUACCGCAGAUGGAAGAGUUUAUCUACGUGGCCAGGAAGUGCUGGCUUGCCACCACCAUCUUUGCCAGUUUCAACUCUGUUGCGUACACCUUCCAUAUAUUAGUAUGUUACAGGAAACACUUAAAGAGACUUUGGAGGGGUCAGAAAGGUUUUCUUCCAGAGAAGUUCCACAAUCCUAAGUCUGCUGUCAGCGUUGCGUCCAUUGCGAGAUACUCUGGAUGGCAAAUAGCUUUCACGUUAUGGGGCUACCUGAUUGUCCAUUUUGUCUACUUCCUGUUUGCCCUUCUGUUUGCCUACUUGCUGGUUCUUCCCAUACAGAAUGGGAAAGUACUGACCAUGCUGUCAAACCUGGGACUCAUUCUUCUGACCAUCGGAAUGGUGGUCGGCUUGGUGAUUCUGCAGGUAGUUCUGGUUCACAUUUUCUUUCUUCAGGACAAAAUGUUCCCCAAUGAUAAGCAGAAACCUCUGGCUCUCAACAACAGGAAGGCAUUCCACUGCUUCAACUACUUCUUCUUUUUCUACAAUGUGGUGAUGGGGAUCAGCACCUGCAUAAUCCGCCUGCUGUUUAGCAUAGUGGUUGGAACGUGGUUGGUGUCCCGCAUUGACCGAACCAUAAUGCAGAGAGGAUAUGAAAACCUGGAUGCCGGCUACAGUACAUGGAUAGGGAUGAUCUUUGCGGAUCAUUACCACAACAACCCAGUCAUGGUGUGUUUCUGCCAGCUUCUGGUUUCAAGCACAAUAGAGAAACACAAUGCGACUGCUUACGCCACAUUUGACAAUGCUCAAUCAGCAUCCCCACUCAACAGCCGAGCCAGGAGGCGUUGGGCGUUGCUUUACACCCUGCUGAAGAACCCUCCUCUGAUAAUGCGCAGGAAACAGCAUCUUUCCACAGCAUCGUCAUCAUCACCCACCCAGACGGAGACAGAAGUUCGGGCUUGGGUCAUGGCAUCACAAAUACAGAACCAGCAAUCGGCACCACAGGGAAUACCAGAAAUAAUAAUCACAGCAGAAGAAGACUGUUGAAAAAACAACAACAAAAAAAACUGUGUGGCUCAGCAGAAUUUUAAGCUGUUGAACAAAUUGGAUCAAAUUACUUAAAACUGUGGCAGAUUCUGUCUUAUAAUGGAAAAUAGGUGUUUUCCAUUAUAAUUGUUGGGCAUUUGAAUUGUUAAUUUAUUCCAACUUCUUUCGAGGCAGCGAUAACUCAAGUUAACACGGCUGCAGAGGUGAGCCGACUCUUUUUAAUUAACUGUGGGAGAUUUCAGAGAUGUUAUGUUGUUGUCUAGAAUGCAUGUGUUUGUUCACGGUUGUUGAAAGUAUGUCACUUAAUUGUCAAUGCAAAAAUAAUUGUGAAGUACAAAAACAGUUUACAAUGGUUUUAAACAACUGUAACAUUUUUCUCUUGUUUGCUACAUUAAAAACUUGUUAAAUGUG